This is a messenger RNA of Bombyx mori (domestic silkworm), 2028 nucleotides long. RefSeq lists its product as uncharacterized. The transcript has a single exon. The record is from RefSeq and is a predicted model, not a curated record. Lineage: Eukaryota; Metazoa; Arthropoda; Insecta; Lepidoptera; Bombycidae. The coding region runs from base 1 to 2028 and encodes 675 amino acids.
AUGCCUGCUACAAACUUACCUACUAAUCUUCGUGAAUCUUUUAAACAUCUGGUCCUCGCUGAUGAGAAUUUUGAUAAACCAUCAAAUGUAGAUUUACUACUCGGCGCAGAACUGUUCCAUAGUAUUUAUGACGGUCAACGCGUUCAGCCCAGUCAUGAUCUACCGGUAGCUUUACACAGCGUAUUUGGUUGGGUCAUCACCGGCAAACUUGAUACAAAUUAUUUACCUCCGCCAACAAUAUCUUCUCUCUUAGCAUCCACACGUUCUCUAGACGAGGGACUCAAGCGAUUCUGGGAGAUCGAAGAACCUCCAAGUCAGGUUAUCUUAAACCCUGAAGAUAUUAAAUGUGAACAAAUGUACUCAAAUCUAACGUAUCGUAAUCCCGACGGCAGAUAUGUUGUACCUAUGCUUCUCAAAGAACCUAUCAGUCAACUAGGCGAUUCUUUCAACCAAUCAUUCUCUCGGCUCGUUAACCUAGAACGACGCCUUGAUCGAAACUUAGAGUUGAAAAAAGAGUACACCGCCUUUAUGCGCGAAUACAAGUUGUUAGGGCAUAUGGAGCCUAGCGCUGACUCGAAUAAAAUCGGGCAGUAUAUAAUUCCUCAUCAUUGUGUCAUUCGCCCGGAAAGUACAACGACUAAACUUAGGGUUGUAUUCGAUGCUAGCGCCAAAACUACCAGUGGCAAAUCUCUUAACGAUCUUGUAUAUACUGGUCCAAAACUUCAAAACGAUAUAGGAGAUAUACUUACAAAAUUUCGGUCGCAUGCUGUUGUUUUUACUGCCGACAUCAGUAAGAUGUAUCGAAACAUCGAACUUAGGCCAGAAGACCGAAAAUGGCAGCAUAUACUUUGGCGCGAUUCUCCUUCUGAUCCUGUAACUGAGUACGAGCUGAAAACGGUAACCUACGGGGUUACGAGUUCCCCUUAUCUGGCAAUACGUACUCUGCAUCAAUUAGCCUCUGACUACGAAAAAGAGUGGCCCUUAGCUGCUGCUAGUCUUCGUCAUGAUACUUUCAUGGAUGACAUCACUGUUGGUGCUACAUCUAUUGAAACUGCACUGAAACAUAAAGAAGAGUUAAUACAAAUGUUAGCGCGUGCUAAGUUCGAAUUACGUAAAUGGAGUAGCAACUCACCCGAAUUCAUCACCCAGAUACCAACGGAACAUUGUCAAGUUCCAAAAACAUUUUGUGAUGAAAAACAAAAACAAAGUAUCAAGAUUCUUGGAGUCCAAUGGGAUCCAGCUGAUGAUAACUUCACUUAUGCUUUAUCAGAACUCACUCCAGGGAAUACAAAACGUGCUAUUCUAUCAAACGUCGCCAGAAUUUAUGAUCCACUCGGAUGGUUAGCCCCAAUGGUUCUAAUAGCUAAGCUUACCUUACAAGAACUAUGGCGCCUUCAGCUUGACUGGGAUGAAACUGUACCGUCAGAUAUGUUGUCUCAGUGGCAUCUAUUUACAUCCGAGUUUCACUACCUGAAGGAUAUUAAAAUUCUUCGACUAAUUGUACCUCUUCAUUCAAAAUCAUACGAACUUGUAGGUUUUUGUGAUGGAUCUACCAAGGCUUAUGGUUGUUCUGUGUACUUACGUAUAACUACCGACAGUGAAAUUACAUCUCACUUGCUUAUUGCAAAAUCUAAAGUAGCUCCAUUAAAAGUUCUUACUGUCAACCGAUUGGAGCUAUGUAGUGCUGUAUUACUAGCAAAAAUAUUGAAGCAUAUUAGUAAUUUACUAAAUGAAACUCAAACCUCAAACAUAACAAUUUCAAAGAUAUGGGCAUUCACUGAUAGCUCGACUGUACUAUCAUGGCUGCAAACAGCACCUCAUCGUCUUAAAACUUUCGUUGCACACCGUGUCGUGAAGCUGUUAGAUAAUUUGUCUGUCGAAAAUUGGUAUCAUGUGCCAACGUAUGAUAAUCCAGCCGAUUACUGCAGUCGUGGUCUUACCUGCUCUCAACUUGUGGCUUGUUCCACUUGGUGGACAGGACCCAAAUGGAUAGUCUCGAAUUCUUUCUUCUACAUGGCCGGUGUCUGA